AUGAGGAAAUAUUCGAUAAGUGAACUUUACCGGCUAUGGGGGAAUUAUGCGCCUUCUGCGGAGCUUCUGUGUCAACGCGACAUUCUCCGACGUCCGAAGUAUGUCCACCGAGGAUCUCGUCGCAACAAAAUCUACACGGCUAAGGGAGGCAAAUCAAUCCCAUGUCUCUGGACUGCUGAUCGUGGUCGUUUGAAGCCUGAUAGACGAGUUGACCAUACUGUGCUUGCCCGUCUGCCCAGAUCGGAUGUGCACAGUCCGUCAAACCGACUGAAAGCUGGGCUAUUCAACAUACGAUCGCUCACCAACAAAGCUUCUCUUGUCAGCGACUUCAUUAUGGAUCAUAAACUGGACUUUCUAUGUCUCACGGAAACCUGGCAGCAGAGCAAUGAUUUCUUCCACCUGAACCAAGCAGUCCCGCAUGGAUUUGUUUACAUCUGUAAAUCCCGCUCAUCCGGGAGGGGAGGUGGUCUCGCACUGCUCUAUCGCGAGAAUAUGAAACUGACACCACUCUCUGUGCCUGAUCACACCUCUUUUGAACUGCUGGCUGUUCAGAUCAAAGGACCUACACCCACCAUCAUUGCGGUAUUGUACAGACCUCCUAAACUAUCAAACACAUUUAUUCCUGAACUUUCAACUGUUCUUACUGCUUUGAAUGCAAUGUCUCCUAAUGUCAUCCUGAUGGGGGAUUUUAAUAUACACAUGGACAAUUGUUCUAAUGCAUUCACAAAAGAUUUUAUGCUUGACUCCUUUGGCAUCACACAACAUGUUAACUGUCCAACCCACAGCAAAGGACAUAUUUUAGAUCUGGUCUGUUGCUCUGGUAUCAAGCCUGGCAAUUGCACCCUGGGCUCAUCUUACAACAAUGAACUCUGUGAAUUCAGUCUCCCUACUGAAAGUGCCAUCUGUGGCCUCAUCAAAAAGUGCAAUUCCUCCACCUGUCAGCUGGACCCUCUUCCAACAAGCCUGGUUAAGAGUUGCCUGCCAUCUAUUGCUCCGAUGAUUACAUCAAUUCUGACCACCUCUCUUCUCUCUGGCACUGUACCAUCUGCCUUUAAAACAGCUAUUGUCAGACCAACGCUGAAAAAACCUGGAUUGGAUUCUAACAACUUCAACAACUACAGGCCUAUAUCUAACUUGCCCUUUCUCUCCAAAGUGCUUGAGAAAAUAGUGGCGACUCAACUCCAGGAUCACCUGAAGGACAAUGAUCUCUUUGAGCCAUUCCAAUCUGGAUUUCGUCCUAUGCACAGUACUGAAACGGCCAUGGUUAAGAUUACUAAUGAUCUCCUCUGUGCAGCUGAUGAUGGACUUAUUUCCAUUCUGAUUCUCCUUGAUCUCAGCGCAGCCUUUGAUACCAUCUCUCACCAUGUUCUACUGGAACGUUUAGCUAAUAUCGGAGUGCGUGGCAGUGCUCACCAGUGGUUCACCUCCUAUCUCUCUGGUAGGACACAGUGCGUACAAAUGAUGAGCUGCAAGUCUGAGAGUACUGCUGUGACAAGAGGGGUGCCCCAGGGAUCUGUGUUGGGCCCUCUGUUGUUCAUUAUCUACCUUCUUCCACUUGGCACUAUCCUCAGGAAACAUGAUGUUCAAUUUCACUGCUAUGCUGAUGACACCCAGCUUUACUUUUCAGUGAAACCUACUGCCACCCUUCCGCCAGCUGCACUUACUGCCUGCCUCCAUGACAUCAACGUGUGGAUGACACAAAAUUACCUGAAGCUGAAUAGCAGUAAGACUGAGUUGCUACUGGUUGGCUCCAAAUCAGCUCUUACUAAGAUGGAACCUAUCACCAUCUGUGUAGAUGGCAGCACCAUCCCUUGUUCCAAACAGGUCAAGAGCCUUGGUGUCAUACUGGACAAUACCAUCUCGUUCAAUGCACACAUUAACACCAUAUCAAGAAAUGCCUUUUUCCAUCUAAGGAACAUUGCACGGCUCCGCCCAACACUCACCCAGCAGAGUGCAGAAGUCCUAGUCAAUGCGUAUGUGACUUCCCGCCUGGACUACUGCAACUCAAUCUUGUCUGGAAUUCCAAAUAAGCUACUUCACCGGCUCCAACUCAUCCAGAACUCUGCAGCGCGGAUUAUAACAUGCUCCAAAUCCACCAGCCAUAUAACACCAUCGCUCAUGCAGCUGCACUGGCUUCCAGUUGCCUUCAGAAUAAAUUUCAAGGUCCUGCUCCUGGCAUACAAGUCCCUAAACAACAGCGCCCCUACCUACCUCACUGACCUACUGGAAGUGUACACUCCUGCCCGCCCUCUGAGAUCCUCCUCAGCAGGCCUGCUACGUGUCCCUGAUGUGAACCUCUGCACUCUGGGAGAGAGGGCUUUCAGCUACAUUGCCCCCAAGCUAUGGAAUUCAUUGUCAGACUACAUCAGACACUCUGACUCAAUCACUGUCUUUAAAAGUAGACUGAAAACAUUUUUCUUCAAAAAAGCUUAUGGACUGGCUAACUGACUUUAACAUUUAACAUUUUUCUUUUCUUUUUAUUUCUAUGUGAUGAUUUUGCAACCCUGUAAAGUGACCUUGGGUGUCUUGAAAGGCGCUUUAAAUAAAAUGUAUUAUUAUUA
Messenger RNA from Sardina pilchardus (European sardine), 2561 nucleotides. RefSeq lists its product as uncharacterized. The transcript is spliced from 2 exons. The record is from RefSeq and is a predicted model, not a curated record. The coding region runs from base 1 to 2448 and encodes 815 amino acids. Gene Ontology annotation, molecular function: catalytic activity. Lineage: Eukaryota; Metazoa; Chordata; Actinopteri; Clupeiformes; Clupeidae.